This is a messenger RNA of Podospora anserina S mat+, 3315 nucleotides long. RefSeq lists its product as uncharacterized. The record is from RefSeq and is a predicted model, not a curated record. The coding region runs from base 1 to 3315 and encodes 1104 amino acids. Lineage: Eukaryota; Fungi; Ascomycota; Sordariomycetes; Sordariales; Podosporaceae. The transcript is spliced from 2 exons.
AUGGAUCCCCUCACCUCCAUCAGCCUGGUUGCCAAUGUUGCCGCCUUUGUUGAUUUCGGCUUCAAGAUUGUGUCCGCUGCCCGCGAGGUUCAAAGUUCCACAAGUGGGACGACUGCUACCAAUGUCAACGCUGAGGUUCUUACUAUCAACUUUAGGACAGUCGUCGCAAACAUUAAAGGUUCUCGGCUUGCAGGUAACUCUCAGUUGGACGAGGCGAGGUUAGCUGCGCUUGUUGACGAAUGUGAGCGUCUAUCGGAUGAGCUUCUUGGCCUACUGGACUCUCUCAGGGCCAGAAAGCCAGGCUCAAAGAGACAUGUGUUCGUCAUCGCCUUGAGGAACAUGAUGAAAAGGGGUGAAAAGGAGGCGUUGGAAGCGCGGUUGGAUAGAUGUAGAAAUCAGCUGCAGCUGGAAAUUGCCCAGCGAACGAGUGAAAAGUCCCUGGAACGUCUGGAGGUCAUUGCGGCAAGUGGUGAAUGCCAAACAAACGAGCUCGCUGUCAUCAAACGUAGCUUGCACGAUUUGCAUCAGCUGCAUUCUACCACCCAAACCAAACUUGAUUCGACCUCAUUUCAGGGGUUGAACAGCUUACUGAAGCUCUGCGGGCAAGCCUUUGAAAAUGUUGCUCUUUCCAAGCUCCUAUCCUCCAUUGGGUUCGAGAAAAUGUCUGAUCGACUUGAAAAUAUCGCCGAGGCCCAUGCAACGACUUUCAACUGGCUAGUAGAUGCUUCCGAGGCUGUGGACCCCAAAGCAUCAUUGGGAGAUUUGGAAUCUUUAGAGGCCCAAGAGUGGCUACGCUACACCGAGGUUCAAGAUUCAUAUCGCAAGGUGUCUCGGGAGGCUCUGACAUCGUGGCUUUUGGAAGGUAAUGGGAUUUUCCACAUCUUCGGAAAGCCAGGGUCAGGAAAGUCCACGUUGUUGAAGCAUCUGCUGAAGCACCCUGCUGUUCAGAAUAUGCUUGAAGGGUGGGCCGGAGGCAAAGCACUGAUCAAGUGCUCAUUUUUCUUCUGGAAAGGUGGCUCGGUUGGCCAAAAAACGUUUUCCGGCCUUUACCGAUCCCUUCUCUGUUCGGUCUUCAAACAGUGCCCGGAGCUGGUCCCAUCAAUUUUCCCAUCACUUUGGCAACUGUGUUUGCAGGGUGGAAAUGCUCAAUUGACCGACGCUGAAGCGCGCCGUGCUUUCCUCGAGAUAAUGGAGCGAGACGAAGUCUUUACACACCGAAAAUUUGCAUUCUUCAUCGACGGCCUGGAUGAGUUCGAAGGCGAUGACACUGGCUUGGUUCGUACCUUUCUCGGUUGGACACGGCUCAGACCCGACAACAUCAAAAUCUGCGUUUCAAGUCGCGAGCUUCCGCUAUUCCAAGAGCGUUUCUCAUCGUAUCCCAAGCUUCGACUACACGAGGUUACAAGUUUGGACAUUAUGGGUUAUGUGAAGAGUACGCUCGAAGAGAAUGAAGACUUGUCCUCGGCAGUCGACCACAGCCUCACCCUCCAUCUUGGUCAGAAGAUCAUUGAGAAGGCAGAAGGAGUGCUGCUGUGGGUAUCAUUGGUCCUGCGGAUUGUUGAGCGUGGUCUUCUUCAGGAGGACAACCCCGAAGACUUGGAGGCCAAGAUCGAUGGACUGCCUACAGAACUCGAGAAUUUGUUUCAAGUCAUAUUCAAAGCAAUUGAGACAGAGGCUCACCCUAUUGACAGGCGUAGGGCUAUGCUCACUCUAGCUGUUUGCUUGGAGCGGACAUCUUGGGAACUAUCCAACGUUUUUCUUCAUCAGCUAUCCUUUCUGGAUGAGUACGAAUCAGAUUGCAAUUUUCUCUUCAAGAGUUUACGCCAAACAGAGACUAUUGAAGAUGAAGAAAGGCUACGGAGAUGUCGGAAGCAAGUCAACGGACGAUGCAGAGGACUUGUGAGCGUAACUGCAUCAAGCACUGACGAACCGGACGUGCCAAUACCGACAAGAAGAGUUGAACAAGUUGCAAUUACACACCGCUCCCUCAUCGAAUUCUUUUCGAAAACACAGGUCCGUGAAGUUAUCGAGGCUCAGACCCAAGGAUUCAAUAUGACACAGUUUACUAGCCGAUCUUUCGUGGCUCAGCAGAUGACAGAACCGGAUCCAAGUUCGAUAGAAGAAUCUCACCUCCACUUCGACAUUCUUGGACUCUUCAAGGUUGUAUGGUACCAUGAUUUCAUGAACACAUCCAUUGUGACAGAUGUGCUUCUAGACUUGCAAAAAAUUCCCUUUCUUUCAUCCCCACUCAAGGUCUCGGGGAGUGAAAGUUAUCGGCCAAUGGACUAUGGGUGGUCGUAUCUUUGGAGAAAGAGAGCGGCAUGCCGUCGUAUUGGUUCACAUAAGGAGGAUCGAACUGUUGCUGAGAUCAUCAUUUUCCUGGCGUUAAAAUAUGGGCUACCAGAGCUCUUAACCCCACCCGAGGUGCUCAAGGGAGGGGCACUUGUUCAAGCUGCUCAGAAGAUUGGGCCGCAGCACCUACUAAUGCGUAUGUUUGACACUUUACUGGCAUCGACUCAACCCUCUUGGAAUCAGCUUGAACUCCGACAGUAUGACCGCCUUCUGAAGACAAUGGCCAUGUGCCUACGAGAUGGGGCAUCACCAAAUCUCCCAGUCACUUGGCAACAAAACUACCCUUUACUAGAUCGGUUUUCAGGAAGGAUCUCAAGUCUGUGGGAGGUAUUGAUCUGGACAACCUUGUGUGGGUACGAUCAGGUGAACGGAAUGCAAAUCAACGGACAAAAGCGCAUUUUGACCUUUUUGCCCAUCUGGGUUCUCUUCCUGGCUUAUGGUGCAGACACCGAGUUCAAGCUCAAGGUCGAUACUGACCACGCAGUAUCACUUUACCAAGACGCUAUUCGCAUUGUCGCGCUUUUCGGAAAAGAACAAGAGGACCCCUUCACGCCGCUCUUUAUCCCGCGGCUACAGAACUUGGUGGUGGACAUGGCUUCGAAACAAAACGGGCUCCUCAGUCUCUCCGAUAUCACCAGCUUACUCUUCCCGGAUAACUUUCACAAGUUUGUACCUCUGCUCGAGCAACAAGGGAGCAGCGAACAAGACGGGGAGGAGAAACGGUGCGCAGUGCUUAAAUCUUUUGGACUGGAUUUAGAGCACUGGGAUCCUCCGCCACCAUCGCCAGUAGUCGCAGUGUUUCCAGAAGUCUUUGGCUUGUCGAUUAACAAGUUUGUACUAGAAAUGUUGGGCCCUUAUGCGGUGGACGAGCCGCAGCGGGGGAUUGUGGUCUACACCAAACAGGGUAUUGAACUUUUGGACCGAAACAAUCCAGCACAUGACCUAGUCGACAUUCUCGAAUAG